UUAUCUCUGAUGCUUCUGGGAGUUUUGUUGCCUUAUAUUUGGUCUUGUGUAUGCAUCAUCAAACAGUUCUUACAUAAUAGUGAAGAAGUACCAAACAGAGACCUAAGUUGAGAAAAGUGUUUUUAGGGCUAGGCUGAUGGCUGAAUGCUGAAUUGCAAGAAAGGUGAACUUGCUUUGAGCAAAUCCAGUUCUGCUCUGGGUUGUUUUUUUUUUAGCACAGUCAUCUAAUUUCACAGCUGUGUUAUCAAACUGCUACGGAAAAAACAGUGUCAUGCUCACCUUUUUUCCUAAACAGCAUUUGAAUUAUUUCUUGCACAAAGAUUCCCCUUCAAGAAGAAAGUCAAGGUCUGUCUUGCAGAGCAGCCUGUGGCGUCAUUGUUAGAACACUCUGCUGUCCUUGUCUCAAGGCUAUCACGUUACUGUAUGCUGCUUCCACUGUCAGAGGAGCAGUUUAUGAAUGAAAAUAUGAAUGAAUGUAAUUGAAUCUUCAGUUUAUAAGUGUCAAACCACUGUUUUAUACUUAAAAACUGUUCAUUCUGUAAACAUCUGGAAAGGGCUACUACCAGAAGCAAUAAUUUGCCUUUUGGACCAGGCCAAUUACUGGUGUUAGCCUGUUUGGCAGUUGUGUUGUUAUGGUUCAGUAAAGAGAGCUUAAUUAUCAAUUUACUUUUUUCAGGUGAUGCUGUUUUUAAGACAGCUAUUGAUGUGUUCAUCUUUCCAUUGAAUAGACUUCCUUUCUCUACAUCACAAAUAGAUACAUUUUUUCUAAUUUGAAAAUACAUGCCUAAGCUGAGCAUACUGGAACUGUUUAGGAAGCCUAGUUCCUUCACUUCUCUUGAGAAACGUCAUGUUAGCUGUAAUUGAAGUAGCCUAUGACAUUACAAUUUACCCUCGAGAACAGAGAAAGCAUUGCUGCAGUUUCAUAGCAAAUAAAAGAAUAAAUACAGAGAACCCUUUUGAAAUUUGGGGUUGACAGUUCCUUUCAAUAUGUGUCUUUAAAAAGCUAGAGUAGAAAGAAAUUUUCAGCUAGAUGAAAAUGGAAUUAGUAUGUUUACACUCGUUCUGUCAAUAUUACAGGCAUCCUGAAUGGGCUGCUAACAGCUGUUUGGCUACCUGUUCUUCCUGUACACAAGUGUGUAUUCCUAGUAAAAGCCUCAGAGAAGGACUGAAAGUAUUUUUUUUUUAGCAGGGAAUUCUACAAAAUUUUUGAAAUUAGUGUUUUGAUUCUACUUUCAUUCAACAGAGAGUUUAGCAGAGUCCUAAUUUAAGAGUAUGUGGUACUGACUCUUGUAAAAGGCAUAUUCACAGAACAAAGAAGUGGAGGAGAUAACCUACCCACAGAUUUCAAGAGCAGCCUGAGCAUGUAUCAGAGAUACCACUAUGGCUGCUACAGUGAACUUGGAGCUUGAUCCCAUUUUUCUGAAAGCCCUGGGCUUCUUGCAUUCAAAGAGUAAGGACUCUGCAGAAAAGCUGAAAGCGCUUCUUGAUGAGUCUUUGGCCAGAGGAGCUGAGUCAAGCUAUCGUCCAUCUCAGAAGGAAGCAGAGCAACCAAAAGUAUCUGUUACCAAACCUAUUAAGCAAGAGCCUAAAGCUUCUUCUAGUUUGCCCUCCGGCAACAACAAUGGCAAGCCCACUGCGUCAGAAAAGGUGAAAAAAGAAACAGAAAAGAGAUCUGAUAAGACAAAAGGGGAUACUGCUGAAGCAGCUGAUGCACCAAAGAAGCCCAAAGUAGAGAAGCAAGAGGCUCGUUCCUCUCCUAUUACAGUUCAGACGAGCAAGGAUUUAUCCAUGCCUGAUUUAUCUAGCUUUGAGGAAACCAGUGCUGAUGACUUUGCUAUGGAAAUGGGAUUAGCCUGUGUUGUCUGCAGGCAAAUGACAGUUACUUUUGUGAAUCAGCUAGUGGAGUGUCAGGAGUGCCAUAAUCUCUACCACCAGGAUUGCCAUAAACCUCAGGUGACAGACAAGGAAGUGAAUGAUCCUCGACUUGUAUGGUAUUGUGCCCGCUGUACCAGGCAGAUGAAGAGAAUGGCUCAGAAGACACAAAAGCCACCUCAAAAACCAGCUCCUGCAGUGGUUUCAGUUGCACCAGCUUUGAAGGAUCCAUUGGUCAAGAAGCCAGAAAUUAAGUUAAAACCUGAGACCCCACCAGCUUUUCUAGCAUUCAAGAGAACAGAAGUCAAGACCUCAGCAGCAGUUUCGGGGAACUCUGCCAGUACAAGUGUUUCCUCUUCAGCAACGAGUGGCCUUACAGGAUGGGCUGCUUUUGCAGCCAAAACCUCCUCUGCCAAUCCUUCAACUGCCAAACUGGGGUCAACAGCACAGAGUGCCAGUGGGAAACCGGCAGCUUCUUCAAAUAACCAGAAACCUGUGGGUUUGUCAGGGUUGGCGACUUCAAAAACAGGACUAGGGUCGAAAAUAGCUUCUGCCAACAACAGCACAAACCCUGUUCAGCUGAAACCUCCUCCACCUCUGACACUGGGGAAAACCACCCUGAGCCGCUCGGUGAGCAGUGACAACGUCAGCAAAGUGGGUCUCCCGAGUCCCAGCAGUGCUGCUCCCAGCACCAGCAGCCAGGGGAGCAGCGGGAAUGGCAACAGCGGGAAUUCGGGGAACAGCGGGGGCAGCACGAGUAAAACCGCCGCGGAUACUGGUAAUCAGUCAGCCUCCCUGAAGGGCCCAACUUCUCAGGAAUCUCAGCUCAAUGCUAUGAAAAGGUUACAGAUGGUCAAGAAAAAGGCUGCUCAGAAGAAACUCAAGAAGUAG
Molecule: messenger RNA, 2763 nt
Organism: Empidonax traillii (willow flycatcher)
Lineage: Eukaryota; Metazoa; Chordata; Aves; Passeriformes; Tyrannidae
Gene: INTS12
Product: integrator complex subunit 12
Exons: 7
Coding region: 1381-2763 (460 amino acids)
Biological process (GO): snRNA 3'-end processing
Cellular component (GO): integrator complex
Source: RefSeq, a predicted model, not a curated record